Molecule: messenger RNA, 1314 nt
Organism: Dictyostelium purpureum
Lineage: Eukaryota; Evosea; Eumycetozoa; Dictyosteliales; Dictyosteliaceae
Exons: 4
Coding region: 1-1314 (437 amino acids)
Biological process (GO): protein targeting to membrane; peptidyl-L-cysteine S-palmitoylation
Cellular component (GO): Golgi apparatus; endoplasmic reticulum
Molecular function (GO): protein-cysteine S-palmitoyltransferase activity
Source: RefSeq, a predicted model, not a curated record
AUGAAUGGAUCAUAUGAAGAUAUUAACAAUGAUAUAUUAAUUAAUAAUAAUAAUGGAAAUUUAAAUAAUGGUUAUCAAAAUGAAAAUAAUAGUCAUUACCAAUCAGUUAUAGGAGGUUAUACAAAUGUUCAUGAUAAUAAUAAUAAUAAUAAUAAUAUUUUCAACAAUAAUAACGACAAUAAUAACGACAGUAAUAAUAAUAAUAAUAAUAAUAAUAAUAAUAAUAAUAAUAAUAAUAAUAUUAAUAAUAGUAAUAAUAAUAAUUGUAAUAGUAGUAAUAAUAAUAAUUGUAAUAGUAGUAAUAAUAAUAAUUUAGAUAUUGAAAAUGAUUUUGGGAAUAGUACAAGUAAUAAUAGUAAUAAAGUUAUUAAUCGCAAUAAUAAUAAUAAUAAUAAAAAAUAUUAUAACAAUUAUAAUUUAGUCAACUAUGGUAAAACAAAUAAAGAUUUUUGGAAAACUAGAUUCAAUAUUGGCUUUGGUGCAAUAGUAUUUUUAGAGCUUUUAUUUUUCUUUUGCUAUUUCCCAUAUAUUAUAUAUUACUCUUCAAGGAUAUCCCAUGGUUUAACACCUUUUGUAGAUAUUAUAAUAUUGUUAUUAUUUCAUAUUAUAUUUUUAAUUACCCAAGUUUCUUUAAUCAAAACAACAUUCAGUGACCCAGGUGGUAUACCUCCAAACUUUCCAGAUUUUUUACUCGAGUCACAGGAUUUAGACUCAAUAUCAUUUUAUGAAUCAAAUAGUUUAGGAGAAAAUAGAAAAUGUUCAAAAUGUUUGUUUAAUAAACCAGAUAGAGCUCACCAUUGCUCAAAAUGUAAAAGAUGUAUACUAAAGAUGGAUCAUCAUUGCCCAUUCGUUAACAAUUGUGUCGGUUUUUUUAAUUAUAAAUUCUUUUUCCUAUUUUUAAUGUGGACCACCAUUUUAUGCUUUUAUGUUUUAAUGACGACAAUUUCCAACUUUAUUGGUUUAAUCGAAAAAGUAUUGGUUUAUAAUAGCGAUAAUUCAGUAAAUAUAGUUUUGGGCGUAGUUUUUGUAAUUGCAUUGGUAUUCGGUAUAGGUUUAGCAUUUUUUGCAAUGUCUCACUUCAUUUACAUUAUUAGAAAUGAAACCACCAUAGAACAUUUUGAAAAAAAUUCAAAACUUUCAAAUUCCAAAGCAAAUAUAUAUAACCUUGGUUCAAAAAAGAAUUUCAAACAAGUCUUUGGUAAUAAUCCAUGGAAGUGGUUUUUACCGAUCGAAAAUGAUUAUAGCCAACUAAGCGGUUUAGAAUUUAUGGUUCAAAACGAAAAAUCACCAUUAAUAUCACUUUCAUCCUCUUAA